Molecule: messenger RNA, 2416 nt
Organism: Lasiosphaeria miniovina
Lineage: Eukaryota; Fungi; Ascomycota; Sordariomycetes; Sordariales; Lasiosphaeriaceae
Exons: 1
Coding region: 375-2090 (571 amino acids)
Cellular component (GO): membrane
Molecular function (GO): D-arabinono-1,4-lactone oxidase activity; FAD binding
Source: RefSeq, a predicted model, not a curated record
GGCCAGCUGAACUCGACCACCACAAGCGCUCAUUGGUGGCCAAGUCAUGCCCGACACCACUAUCAGAAUAAAGUGUGCAUACACUGUCUGGCAACAAGGUGGUCGAGAGAGUCGACUGCAGCGCAAUAUUGGGUCUAGAAUCCGACUUUAUCGCGGCAUGCGCGCUUGAAGCUUUCGACUCAGCCUGGUCUAUGAAAUAGAAGAGGGAGAGAGUAGGUGUAUAAAGCUCGUGAUGGGGCAUUCUUUGCUCGUCUCCUGUUCUUCAUGUGCAUCUAGAUCGUUUACAUCCACGCGUGCCGCCACUAGAAUUCCACGGCCAAUUUGAGGACCACCCAGAAUACUCUUUACUUAUCUGAGGUAGCCAAUCAUCGACAAUGGACCAAGCGGACAAGGUCGACCCAAACGAAGCAGCUGAGCUCUUUAUCUGGGCCCUAACAAGACCCGACGACGAGGACAAGAAGCAGCAACUGGUGGCUGCCUUUGAGAAGGACCCGCAGACAGUCCUCGAUGCAGUCGACGCAGUCGCAAACAGGCUCAACCUCUACCCUCCCCACUUCGACUUCCUGGCUCCGGCGGGCGCAGUCGAACCUUGGAAGAACUGCAUCGGCGAACAAUCGUGCAUCCCUUUCGAUCGCCGCUGCCCUACGUCGUUGAAGGAGCUAGUUGGCGUCAUUGCCGAAGCCCGGGACGAGAAAGUCGCAGUGCGGGCCAUCGGGUCGGGCCACUCCUUCUCGGAUAUCACUAACACGCAGGGCGCGCUCCUCGUCGACCCGCACGACGGGCUCAAGCAAGUCUUUCCCGUCGACGCAUCCAUCCUGCGCGAUGGUUCGGAUCCGGCCAACAUGAUCAGAGCGCAGUGCGGCAUCACCGUCGCGGACCUCAACAAGGCGCUCGAUGCCAAGAAGCUGGGACUCAUCAACAUGGGCGCCUACGACGGACAGACCAUCUCCGGAGCCCUUUCGACGGGCACGCACGGUUCCGGGGCGAAGUACGGGCCCAUGGCGGAUUUCCUGCUCUCCAUCGUGCUUGUCACGGAGAGCGGCAAGGUGUACCAGAUCGAGCCCUCGCCUUCGUCGACCGAGACUCCCAUCACGGAUCCUGCCAAGUUCCCCGGCCACCUCCCCGAGGCGCCCGACGUCCCCGUCGAGCUGAAGCAAGACGACGAGUGGUUCCGCGCCGCAAAGGUGGCCAUGGGCUGCCUGGGCAUCAUCUACAGCUACACGAUCCGCGUGCAGGAGGCCUUCAGCGUGUCCGAGGUGCGCAGCAUGACGACGUGGGAAGCAAUGAAGCCGCUCCUGUCCUCCUCGUCGUGGCCGCCCCCGAUCCUCCAGGACAUUGACCACUUCGAGCUGCUGAUCAACCCGUACGCCGAAGACAACGCCUCGCACAAAUGCAUCAAGGUCGAGCGCAUGCGCAAGAAGCUGCAGAAGCCCAGCGGCGAACGGCUCUCCGGCUUCUGGAGCUGGAUGGAGAAGCUCAGCGUGAAGAACUCGUGGGCGCUCGUGACCGCACUGAACAAGGUCCCUGGCCUGCUCAACCGCAGCGCCAUCAACACGGCGCUCGGCUUCCUCGUCGACAUGGCCCCGCCGUACGUCGACGUCAGCCACGCCGUGUUCACGCUCGGCGUCGAGAACACGGUCAAGGCGUGGGCGGUCGAGCUGCACGCCGACGCGGCCGAGGACUGCGUCACGGCCAUCGACGCGGUGCUCGCGGCGUUUGAGACGCUCGGCAGGGAGCAGAAGUGGUACAUUGCCGGGCCGCUGGGGAUCCGGUUCAUCAGGGCAUCGGACGCGUUCCUGGCGCCGCAGGCGGGCAGGUUCACGUGCGCCGUCGAGCUCGACAUGCUGUACGGCAUCCACCACGACCGCGAGCUGCUCGGCAAGGUCAAGGAGAUUAUCUGCUCGACCGUCGGCGGCGACGAGAACCACAGCGUGCGCGUCCACUGGGGCCUCGACUGGGGCUAUACCACCCGCGACGACGUGCGCAGGUGGUAUCCCGACCUCGGCCGGUGGCAGGCCGUGUACCGGGCGCUGAACACGACGGGCAUGUUUGACAAUGCGUUUACCAAGCGGCUGGGGCUCAGGGAGUAGGGGAGACGAGUCGUUGACGUUCUUUCGGUUUGGUUGGUGUUGGGGGUUUCAUUGCUGUUUGAUUGUUGGCGGAAAGUGAUAACACGGGGAGGGAUUCGGUUAGUUUUUAAGGUACUUGUACGAGCCAUUGAUUUGAUGAAGCGGGUUGCGCAGGAGAACUAGAGAGAAAAAAGAUUGCACUGCAUACAUCAAGUACCUAGGUAACAGUGUAACUAAGGGUUCAGGGUCGCUCUUUGGUAGGCGGGGGCCCGUGAACCGUUGAUCGACGCUAUCUGGGCUGGGUACGAACCGCUGCGGAUGGCUCGGCCAUUCCUUUUUUGGCUCAG